AAACGAAACCUGGUCAACCCGGAAGCUGAGAAGUGUUUGUCAGGCUACGUAAGGAGGCUGCGCGGUAAACACGACACAGAACGGUGGCUGGAGGGUAGAAGUGUACGGAACAUUUCAUGUCAAGAUGGCAUCUAUUAGAGAUCUGGAAAAGACCAGCUCUUGGAACACUUUGGUUCUACCAGACCUACCCAGUGGACCGCUCUGUGCUUACCGGAAGAAAGCAUCCUUCAAUUGGAAGGAGAUGGUACUAUUCAUAGAGGAAGAAGAUCUCAUCCAUUUUAAAAACAGAAUAUUCUCAACUCUUGAAAAUGAUCCUCUCUUUGCUCGUCUUGCUGGAGAAGAAUUAUCCCUUGAGAAAUAUCGUGAGCUGACUUUCCUUCGCUGUAGGAGACUCUUUGAAUAUGAUUUUCUAAGACUAGAAGAGAUUGUGGAGAAACCAUUAAAAGUCGUGGUGCUGAUUACUUGCCUGGGAAUGUACGACUGGUCUCUUGGAGCCAAAUUUCUGCUAAAUUCUCAGGUGUUCAAAGGUGCAAUUGAGAGUACAGGCUCUGAAAGACAUGAAGAAUUUAUUAAAGAAAAUGAAAAUAUGAAGAACUUUGGAUGUUUUGCUCUGACAGAAUUAAGCCAUGGCAGCAAUACCAAGCAUAUGCGGACUACUGCUAGAUAUGAUCCAACUACACAGGAAUUUGUUAUUCACUCACCUGAUUUUGAAGCGGCCAAGUUUUGGGUUGGCAACAUGGGGAAGAAUGCAACGCAUGCUGUUGUCUAUGCACAGUUAUAUACUCCAGAUGACCAGUGCCACGGAUUACAUUCCUUUGUGGUACAGAUUCGAGAUCCAAAAACCCUUCUUCCCGUGCCAGGGGUGCUGGUUGGUGAUAUUGGUAGGAAACUUGGACAGAAUGGUUUAGAUAAUGGGUUUGCCAUGUUUCACAAUGUCAGGAUACCCAAAAAGAACUUGCUGAACCAAACUGGAGAUGUCACAGCUGAGGGGGAAUAUACCAGUGUGUUCAAGGAUCGCAAGCAGCGUUUAGGAGCUUCUCUUAGCGCUUUGUCCAAUGGAAGAGUUAUGAUUAUAUCCAUGUCGGUGGUCAAUUUAAAGCUUGCUAUUUCAAUAGCAAUUCGCUUCUCAGCUACCCGGUGCCAAUUUGGACCCACAGAUGAUGAAGAAAUACCAGUUCUUGAAUACCAAAUGCAGCAAUGGCGCUUGCUUCCUUAUUUAGCAGCCACCUACGUCUUAGACCAUUUCUCCAAACUGUUGUUCAUUAACUUGAUGGAAUUCCACAUAGGACUCAUAAUGAAGGACAAAAGUCCACAACAGGCUGAACUUGGGCGUGAAAUACAUGCCUUAUCUGCUUCGGGCAAACCACUGGCCUCCUGGCUUGCACAACAAGGAACACAAGAAUGCCGAGAAGCUUGUGGAGGACAUGGCUAUCUGGCCAUGAAUCGCCUGGGUGAUAUCCGUAAUGACAAUGACCCAAAUUGCACCUAUGAAGGAGACAAUAAUGUUCUGCUGCAGCAAACUAGCAAUUACCUAUUGAGCUGGAUGAAUGCAAAACACCACGGCAAAGGUCCUAUUACAUCACCACUGGGAUCAGUAGAUUUUUUGGAAGACUAUAACCAUAUUCUCUGUCAGAAAUUCACAGUGUCAAAUGUUCAAGAUUGCAUGAAUUCUUCAGUAUCUCUGAGAGCAUACAAAUGGCUAGUUUGUUACUUACUCCAAGAGAGUUUCCAGAAGCUGAGAAACCAAGAAAAAUGUGGUUGUAAUGAAUUUGAGGCAAGGAACAACAGCCAGGUGUACUACUGUCGUUCUUUAGCUAUAGCCUUUAUUGAACACACCAUUUUGCAACGAUAUUUUGAAUACAUUAACAGUUCCAGCACACCAGCUAGCCUUCAGCUGAUACUGAAGCAUAUAUGUUCACUAUAUGGACUGUGGUCUUUGAAUAAGCACAUGGCAGUGCUCUACCAAGGUGGCUACAUUUCUGGUGUGAAUUCUGGCAAAUUUGUACAAGAUGCAAUUCUAGAACUUUGUUCAAAGCUGAAGCAAGAGGCUGUGGCUUUGGUGGAUGUUAUUGCUCCUCCUGACUUCAUACUCAAUUCGCCAAUUGGCAGGGCUGAUGGAGAGCUAUAUAAAAACCUCUGGAGCACAGUUCUUCAAGGCAACAAGGUGCUUGAGAGGCCAUCUUGGUGGUCAGAAUUUUGUACUAAUAAACCUGUUGUAGGUAGGCUAAGAUCAAGAAUGUAAAUCAAACAGUGUAUUGACCUGGAUGAUUAACCCUCGUCUGAAAUAUGUGUGUUUAAAGGAUCAUGUUAAAUGAACAUAAUUUUUGUUGAGGAAAUGAUAAGAAGCACAAGCCUUUGAAAUGGCAUUUAAGCCCAUUUCCAGGACUACCGGCACAAUCAAGAACAGUACAGCCCAGUUUACACAGUUCCCAAUUGUGUCAUUCAGUCAAGAUUUACAGAAAUAAAGUCUCAUUAAAGUGGGCUGCUACUCAGAGCCUGAUGUGGUCCUAUAUUAUUAGUGUGUCAAGUGAUGAUAAUUGAAGACUGAAAUCUGGUUGCUCUUUGAACAAUGCGUUGUUAACUCCUAGUGGAAAUAGUUACAACAAACUGAAAGAAAGUUAUAUCUAUGCAAAGUGCACAAUGUUCUCUGUUGAUGUAAACUUGCAUCAUUCCAUUGGAGUCCCUGUAGAGGGCUAUGAGUAGUGUUGGGCAGGCCCAUUUCUCCCACAGAGCUAAAAUAAAUUCACUGUUCCUGGAAAACAGAGCAGAGUAGAUGUUUCUGACUUUGAUUCAUUGUCAUAUUUUAUACACCUCUGAUUCAAAUAUUGUUAUAGUUUCUUGUUUAAUUUAUGCUUUAAUUGGGGUUAACUAAUAUUAAAUUCUAUAUAUUCUCACUAGCAUUCUGCAUUGUAUCUGCACUUUUUAAUUUUAAGUGUAAGCUGGUGCCAGAAAUCCCAAGUUAAAUGCAAAGUUAAUAUAUGUUAUAACAAAGUUUAUUUCACCUGCUGCAUAUUUUUGGAAAAUGUUUUAUGCUGACAUGAUGGAAGAAAUGUUGACAUUGAUGAA
Rhineura floridana is the source of this 3066-nucleotide messenger RNA. RefSeq names its product acyl-CoA oxidase 3, pristanoyl (gene ACOX3). The coding region runs from base 125 to 2242 and encodes 705 amino acids. The record is from RefSeq and is a predicted model, not a curated record. Gene Ontology annotation, biological process: fatty acid beta-oxidation using acyl-CoA oxidase; lipid homeostasis. Gene Ontology annotation, molecular function: fatty acid binding; FAD binding; pristanoyl-CoA oxidase activity. The transcript is spliced from 18 exons. Gene Ontology annotation, cellular component: peroxisome. Lineage: Eukaryota; Metazoa; Chordata; Lepidosauria; Squamata; Rhineuridae.